Molecule: messenger RNA, 2202 nt
Organism: Talaromyces atroroseus
Lineage: Eukaryota; Fungi; Ascomycota; Eurotiomycetes; Eurotiales; Trichocomaceae
Exons: 5
Coding region: 1-2202 (733 amino acids)
Biological process (GO): transmembrane transport
Molecular function (GO): oligopeptide transmembrane transporter activity
Source: RefSeq, a predicted model, not a curated record
AUGGCGGACAUCUCUCUAUCCAGCGCCCCGGAGGAAGAGGUCCUGGAGGGAGUACCCGCCCAGGAUAUUGUCACUGAUGAGAAGAAAACCCCAGUUGUGGGCCUGAAUAGCGAGGGCUUGACUGAAAAGUCAUCUCUCAAUGACGGAAAUGGCGACCUGGAGGGGUUGACAGAGGAGGUGAUCCACCAUCCUGCCGACACGAACGACAUCUUGAGGCACACGAUUCACCUGGAAGAUGAUCCAACUCUCAAUGCCCUUACCUUCAGAACGUGGUUCAUAGGUUGCGGUCUGUCCGUCUUCGGUGGAGUCAUUUCCGCAAUCUACUAUUUCAAGCCGCAAACCGUCCUCGUGUCCACCGUUUUCUUAGCGGUACUUGCGUACUUGCUCGGAGAAGGAUUGUCAUUGAUCAUUCCACGCCGUGGCAUCAUCGGUCGGUGGCUGAAUCCUCAUCCGUUCAAUGUCAAGGAGCACGUCGCGAUCGUCGUCAUGGCCAAUUCUGCGAGUAUUGCCGCCUUGGGAAUUGAACUGCUAGCUGUGGAAGGCUAUACUACAAUACCAAUCCCAACGGUGGGGUGUCGAUUUUCUUGCUAUUCUCUUCACAAUUCCUGGGAGAUCGUCCCGGAGUGGAUCAUGCCACUUCUGACUGGAGUCAGCAUUUUCUGCCUUGCCGACCAGCAUAGCGCAGUAUUCACAAACAUCUUUGGCGGUUCUAGUGGCAACGAAGGCCUGGGCCUCUUCUCUCUGUGUCUAGACUGGCAAUACAUUUCCGGCGGAGAUUCUCCCUUGUUUUAUCCUUUGGAUAGUCUGAUCAGUCAAGGCAUUGGUGUCUGUCUUUGCAUGAUUGUUUUCGUGGGCGUUUACUACGGCAAUGUUUGGGAUGCGCAGAACUUUCCCUUUUUGUCCCAGGUACUCUUUGCAGAAGGAUCAAACAGCACAAACUACAUCCAGUGGAAUCAAACCGCUGUUAUUGGAGCGAAUAAUGUAGUUGACCCCGAGGCAUUGGCUGCAGAGGGUCUACCUUAUUUUGCCGCCACAUACGUUGUCAAUAUUCUAGCCUCUAACAUGGCUAUUACUGCCGGCAUCGUCCACAUAUGUCUUUACUUUUGGAACGAUAUAAAAGACACCGUACUAGCUCUCGACCCGAGGAGAAUUUGGCCAAAACUGAAUCCCAGGCGCUGGAAUCUUGAUUUCUUCCGCAAGGGAUCUGUUCCCGACCCGAUGGAAGACCACUACGACCCGCACUAUGAACUUAUGCUCAAAUACAAGGCCGUCCCUGGCUGGUGGUAUGCUGGCGUGCUUUUGCUGUCCAUGGUGGUUGCCCUGGUCUGUAUCUAUACUGCGAAUUCGACACUACCAUGGUGGGGAUUCUUCGUCGCUUGCCUCGUGGCUACUGUUCUGCUAUUGACCUUUGGAGCAAUGCAAGCCAUCACGGGCAUUGGAUUCAUCAUUCAACCGUUUGUUCAGCUCAUAGGAGGAUACAUUCAGCCCGGAAACCCGGUUGCCAAUAUGUAUUUCGUCCUUUUUGGAUAUAAUUCUGUUACCCAGGGACAGCUUUUGUUGACUGACAUGAAGCUGGCGCAAUAUGGUCACUUGGCUCCUCGAGUCACUUUCUCCAUGCAAAUGAUAGGGACUGCGAUCGGGGCAGUUUUCAACUAUAUUAUGAUGAACAGUAUUGUCACCAACCAGCGGGAAGUUCUCCUCUCUAUCGAAGGAACAAACGUUUGGUCUGGCCAGCAGCCGCAGAGUUAUAACUCCUUGGCCGUCGCCUGGGGUGGUAUGCCACACCAGCUUUUCUCUGUCGGAGGGCGUUACCAAUGGUGUACGCUUGCCAUAAUUCUCGGAUUCGUCGCACCUCUACCAUUCUAUUUCUUGCACCGCAAGUUCCCGAAGUGGGGAUUUGACGCCAUCAACACUCCCAUCCUUAUCUACUUCAUUGCCUACCUUUGCGUCGGAAUCAACUCAUCAUUAAUGUCGUUCUUCAUCGUCGGAUUCACCUCCCAGUACUACGUGCGGAGGUAUCACCCGAACCUGUUCGUCAAGUAUAACUAUCUUGUUUCGGCCGCACUGGAUGGUGGAGCAUCGGUAAUCGUCUUCAUCAUGUCGUUUGCCUUGUUCGGCGCUGCUGGAAACGAGGUAAAUUUCCCAACGUACUGGGGCAACAACAUGAACGGAAACUUUGACCUCUGUCUGUAUACGGAUUGA